UGUGUGUGUGUGUGAUUUCCUGUCGGGACGUAUGCUGCAGCCUUCUGGACAUAGGAGUAGGAACCUGCUCAGCGACUUCUGACAAACUGGCCAAAAACACACACACACAGACACAGGAGUAACAAUCUCUCUCUGAGCUCCCUUCAUCUCCUCUAUUCACACACACACACUGACAACAAGGACAACAGCGUUCCUGGAAUAACACCUCUGCUGGAUUAUCCUUCCUAUCUUCAUACACACACACACACACACUUCAGAAUGAGAGCGUGGAGUCGGGAGAGAGCCAACACUCUUCAUGGUGCGUGGUGGACCGUUCCUACGUGAGUGCCCACGUGUGUGCGUGUGUGUGUGAGGCAGCAUGCGGGUGUGUAAGCGUGGCGGCCAGAUGCUGAUGACCACAGCCGGCGCGUUCGCUGCCUUCAGCCUGAUGACGGUCGCCGUGGGAACGGACUACUGGCUGUACUCGCGCGGUGUGUGCCAGACCAAGAACUCCAACGACAACGACACCAGCCACAAGAACGAGGAAGUGCUCACACACUCAGGCCUCUGGAGGACCUGCUGCAUGGAAGGUGCGUUCACAGGUGUGUGUAAGGAAAUUGAUCAUUUCCCUGAAGAAUCUGACUAUGAGCAGGAUGCUGGAGAAUACUUGUUAAGAGCUGUGCGGGCCUCGAGUGUGUUUCCGAUCCUCAGCGUGGGUCUACAGUUUGCAGGAGGAGUGUGUGUGGCAGCCAGUGAGUUCUACAAGACACGCUACAACGUCAUCCUUAGUGCCGGUAUCCUGUUUGUUUCUGCUGGCCUGAGCAACAUCAUCGGUAUCAUCGUGUACAUCAGCGCGGCGGCCGGCGACCCCAACCAGAGCGAGUCCAAGCGCAGCCACUGGUACGGCUGGAGCUUCUACUGCGGCGCCUUCUCCUUCGUCGUCACGGAGACGGUGGGCGUGCUGGCCGUGCACCUGUUCAUCGACGCACACCGCCGCCUGCGCCUGGCCACGCCCUCUCUGCGCAAGCACACACACACUCGCACCGGCAGCUUCCGCGCACACACACUCACGCGCAGCCUGCGGCGGUCGUCCAGCUACCGCUCCCGUUACCGCCGGCGACCCAGCCGCGCGUCCGAGACGCGCUCCGCACCGUCGCUAUGGAGACCGGCGCCGCUGGCCGCAGACCUGAUGCCGCUCUACGCCGUGGGUUACGGCUACACACACCCGCACACACACACACACACACACUCCGGGCCAACCUACAGUGGCCUCUCGCACACACACACACACGCACACGGCAACGGCAACAACCUCCACCACAGCAACAGCUUGCCCCACACACACGCACACACACACGGUCUCACGCGUACGUGGGACUCAGUCAAGUCGGCCGACUCGUUGGACCACACACACACACACGCUCAGGACUCAGUGCAGUCUGGCGGGGGGUUGACACACACUCAUGAAUCGGAGGAGGUCACACAGACGCAGAACAACGUCAGUCGCAACAACACACACACACACACACACAACUCUGUCACAUCUGAGAAAGACACACACAGCUCCAUGGAGGAGAAUACACACACACACACACACACACACACACAGGGUGGACUCACACGGACAAGUACUGCCACACGCAGAACCACACCUGUGUAAGACACACACACACACACACAAACACAGAGAACAGAUUUACACACUGAAAAUAAUGUGUGAAUGUCUUCACCUAGACAACUACGGGAAACCAAGUGCUUGUGUGGACCAAUGAGAAAUGAGAUCUGUGAUUGUGUGAACCAAUGACAGAGCACUGUGCUUGUGUGGACCAAUGAGAAACGAUAACUGUCCCCAAGUGAACCAAUGAGAAAGGAAGACUGUGCUUGUGUGGACCAAUGAGAAAUGAGAACUGUGCUUGUGUAGACCAAUGAGAAAUGAGAACUGUGUUUGUGUAGACCAAUGAGAAAGGAGAACUGUGCUUGUGUGGACCAAUAAGAAAGGAGAACACAGAUAAGAGAGAUUGACAAAAAAUGAGACUUGAAGCUUUAUCAUGGCCAAUUUACCAAAGAA
Alosa sapidissima (American shad) is the source of this 2047-nucleotide messenger RNA. RefSeq names its product voltage-dependent calcium channel gamma-3 subunit (gene cacng3a). Bases 359 to 1639 code for a protein of 426 amino acids. Gene Ontology annotation, molecular function: channel regulator activity; voltage-gated calcium channel activity. The record is from RefSeq and is a predicted model, not a curated record. NCBI's taxonomy places the organism in Eukaryota, Metazoa, Chordata, Actinopteri, Clupeiformes, Clupeidae. Gene Ontology annotation, cellular component: AMPA glutamate receptor complex; postsynaptic density membrane. Gene Ontology annotation, biological process: positive regulation of synaptic transmission, glutamatergic; postsynaptic neurotransmitter receptor diffusion trapping; neurotransmitter receptor internalization. The transcript is spliced from 4 exons.